Saccharomyces mikatae IFO 1815 is the source of this 1476-nucleotide messenger RNA. It is a transcript of the gene ATG4, whose product is annotated as cysteine protease ATG4. The transcript has a single exon. Gene Ontology annotation, molecular function: protein-phosphatidylethanolamide deconjugating activity. The record is from RefSeq and is a predicted model, not a curated record. The coding region runs from base 1 to 1476 and encodes 491 amino acids. Lineage: Eukaryota; Fungi; Ascomycota; Saccharomycetes; Saccharomycetales; Saccharomycetaceae.
AUGCAGAAGUGGCUAGGAUUGUGGAAAAUGGAUUUGGUACAAAAGGUUUCUCAUGGUGUGCUGCAUAAGUCGUUUGAAGAACCAGUUGCUUUUACGAAUCAUGAUUGUGUAGUAUUAGGGGAAAUAUACCCCGAGCAAGACCAAGAAAGUAGCCCUGAACAAGGCGAACAAGAUAGUGGGUAUCGCAGCGAAGUGGCCAGUGGUGGGUUUUUCAGCACCCUGUUUGGAAGGGAGAAUUCUUCCUAUACAAGGGAUUUUCUUUUGGAUGUACGAUCAAGGGUCAACUUUACAUAUCGGACGAGGUUUGUUCCUAUAGAAAGAGCUCCAGAUGGGCCUUCCCCUUUAAGUCUAAAUGUACUAGUACGUACAAAUCCGAUCAAUACCAUAGAGAACUAUAUAACAAAUCCUGAUUGUUUUAACACUGAUAUUGGCUGGGGUUGUAUGAUAAGGACGGGACAAAGUUUGCUGGGCAAUGCCUUACAGAUCGUUCAUUUGGGAAGAGAUUUUAGAAUCAAUAGUAACGAGAGUUUAGAAAGAGAAUCAAAAUUUGUAGACUGGUUUAACGACACUCCUGAAGCUCCAUUUUCGUUGCAUAACUUUGUUUCUGCUGGUACAGAACUCUCUGGUAAAAGACCAGGUGAAUGGUUCGGCCCCGCAGCCACCGCCAGAAGUAUACAAUUUUUAAUAUAUGGCUUUCCGGAAUGUGGUAUCAAUGAUUGUAUAGUCUCUGUUUCAUCUGGCGAUGUAUAUGAAAAUGAGGUCGAAGAGGUAUUUGUAAAGAAUCCAGAUAGCCGGAUACUGUUUUUGUUAGGCGUAAAGCUCGGUAUUGAUGCAGUGAAUGAAAGCUAUAGAGAAAGCAUAUGUGGUAUUCUAAAUUCUGUGCAUUCAGUAGGCAUUGCUGGUGGUAGGCCGUCUUCGUCAUUGUACUUUUUUGGCUAUGAAAGAAAUGAAUUUUUACAUUUCGAUCCUCAUAUUCCCCAACCAGCAAUAGAAGAUUGCUUUGUAGAAUCAUGCCAUACCACUAAAUUCGGCAAACUGCAGUUAUCGGAAAUGGAUCCCUCAAUGCUUAUAGGUGUUUUAAUCAAAGGCGAAGAAGACUGGCAGCGAUGGAAGCUAGAAAUUGCGGAAUCCACUAUUAUAAAUGUUCUUCCUAAGAGAAUGAAUGGUUUUGAUUUGAAUUGUAGCGUUGAUGAUAUAGAAAGUAUUGAUUCAGAUUCCAUGGAGAAGGAUACAAGAAAUAAUGAAAUUCCCGGAAUGAUAGGAGGAGAUUACGUAGAUAUUGGCGCAGUAGUUCCACAUUCAACGAAUGCAGAAGAGUAUGAUUGUUUUCAAGACAUUCACUGCAAGAAUCAGAAAAUCGUUGUCAUGGGAAACACACACGCGGUAAAUGCAAAUUUAACAGACUACGAAGUAGAAGGAGUUCUUGUCGAGAAGGAAACAGUAGGUAUUCCGAGUCCUAUCGAUGAUAAAUGCUAG